Parasteatoda tepidariorum (common house spider) is the source of this 4605-nucleotide messenger RNA. The record is from RefSeq and is a predicted model, not a curated record. Lineage: Eukaryota; Metazoa; Arthropoda; Arachnida; Araneae; Theridiidae.
AAGUAGAUGGUGUGCCGGAAGUGACAGCGGAAAAUAACUAAAAUAAAAACGGCAAAGAUAUUUUGACAAUAAACUUUUGACGAAUGUCAACAAAUUGUUUCAUUAUGUGAAUUAGACUUUUCAGUUUAUGUUUUUGUUUUUUUACUGUCUUAAAAAACAUUAUAUAUUAUAAUAUUUUUAUUUUAAGUGACAAUGCACUUGCUAAACUUCAUUUAUGUAUUAAAAUUAGACCACACCAAACUUUUUGUAGCGUGAAAGAUAUUAAUAACAAUGUCUUUUUUUAGUAAUUUUAAGAAAAUUUUUAAUAUAGGGAAUAUUUCUGGUUUAGAAGGCAAACGAAAAAAAGUGUAUAACAAUAUUCGAUUCAGUGAAAAUCCAGAUGAUUUCUGGGAAUUAGUAGGAGAAUUAGGAGAUGGAGCCUUUGGUAAAGUAUACAAGGCUAUUAAUAAAGAAAAUGGAAAUUUUGCUGCUGCUAAAAUUUGUGAGUUAAAAGGAGAAGAUGAUCUGGAUGAUUUUACUGUGGAGAUUGAUAUUUUGACAGAAUGCCGACAUCCAAAUAUUGUUGGCUUAGAAGAAGCUUUCUUUUUUGACAGUAAAUUAUGGAUGCUGAUUGAAUUAUGUGAGGCUGGAGCAGUGGAUAGCAUUAUGCUAGAUUUAGAAAAACCAUUGACUGAGCCUCAAAUAAGAUAUUUAUGUCAUGAAAUGUGUAAGGGUCUUGAUUUCCUUCAUAGCAAGAAAGUCAUUCACAGAGACCUUAAAGCUGGAAAUGUGUUGCUUACAUUAGACGCUGGCGUUAAAUUAGCUGAUUUUGGUGUAUCUGCAAAAAAUAAGGACACUAUGCAGAAGCGGGACUCUUUUAUUGGAACUCCUUACUGGAUGGCACCAGAAGUGGUUAUGUGUGAAACUUUUAGGGAUAACUUAUAUGAUUCUAAAGCUGACAUAUGGAGCUUGGGUGUCACUUUAAUAGAAUUUGCUCAAAUGGAACCUCCAAAUCACGAACUCAGCCCUAUGCGUGUGUUGUUAAAAAUACAUAAAUCUGAACCUCCUACCUUAGAUCAACCCUCAAAGUGGUCAUCAGAAUUUAAGGAAUUUUUGAGAAAAUGUUUAGUCAAAGAUCCUUUAUCUCGAUUGACUGCUGCUGAAUUGCUUAGGCACCCAUUUAUAUCUAAUGCAACAGAAAGGAGACCACUUUUGGAACUUAUUAUUGAAUAUAAAGCAGAGGUUUUUGAAGAAUUAAUGGAAGAUCCGGAUGAUGAAUCUGAAUCAUCUGUUGUAUCAGCAUUAUGUAGAACCUCUCAAAUUAGCAUGGAAAGUGAGAUAGGAUUAGAUACCAUUUCAAAUUACAGUGGGAAUACAGAUAUAUCUACUACAGAAAUGAAAAGUGAAAUUUCAGAGAAAAUCAUUGUGGAGCAAAAAGAUGCAGCAAUAGAGUCAGCUGGAAGUGAAGAGUCAUUAGCAUUUGAAGAUAAUGAGAAGACUAUUUUGGAAGAUGAUAUUACAGGUGCUCCUGAAGACAUUGAAGUGCCUCAAGAAAUUACUUUAACUGAAGAGAGUAACUGCUUUCUUGCUCCAAAUGAUAGCAAACAAGAGAACGACAAUGUAAAACCCAUUGAAGCAGAACCCAAACUCCCACAGCCAGAAGAUAGCUUGAUUGCUAAAGAGAAUGUAGCUGAUAAUUUAGAAGAUACAUCAGUUUUUAAAGAAAAGUUUCAAAGUGUGUCAGAAACGGUUGUAUUAAAUACUACUGUCGCUGAUGAAAAUUUAUCUACCUCAGAUGAUAAUUUGGCUACUGCUGAUGAUAAUUUAGCCACUGCUGAUGAUAAUUUAGCUACUGCUGAUGAUAAUUUAGCUACUGCUGAUGAUAAUUUAGCCAUUGCUGAUAAUAAUUUGACUACUGCUGAUGAUAAUUUGGCUACUGCUGAUGAAAAUUUUGUGACUGCUGAUGAUAAUUUGACUACUGCUGAUGAUUUGGCUACUGCUGAUGAUUUGGCUACUGCUGAUGAUUUGGCUACUGCUGAUGAUAAUUUGACUAAGGUUGAUGAUAAUUUAACUUUCAGUCUGAAUGAAUCUGAUAAAUGUAUGUUAAAAUUGACUGAAUCUUCAAAUGAGAAUGUUACCCCUUAUAUUGAAGAGAUAGAUAUAAAGGAACUAAAGAAGUUAUCUUCUGACUCAAAAAGUGAAUCAGAUUUAUCUAUUCAGGACAAAUUGUCUAGUAGACGUACAAUGUCUGAUGACAGUUUUGAUAUGGCUAGAAAGAAUUCAGAUGCAUGCUUAGAUCUAGCAUCAGAAUCUAAAACUGGGGGAACAAGUGUGAAUUGUGAUACAUCCAAAACUCCAGAUGGUUUAUUAAUUUCAAUUAAACCUGGACAUGAUUUUAAUUCAUCCUACAGAAAAUCUCUGAACAAAUGGUGCUCUGUGGACAGUAUCUAUGAAAAAAAUGAUGAAGAACAUUCAUUUCAUACUGGUUCUUUGCAUGAUUUAACGGAUGAAAAAUAUAAACCUUUUUCAAAAGAUGAAAAUAAGUCAUUAAUUGUUCCACAAAUGUUAGUUGAUAAGGAUAAGAUUGAAGAAAAUAAUUCCUUAGAACAGCUUGGAUUGGAUACUAAUACAAUGAUAGUGGAAGAAUCUGCAACUACUAAUUCUUUUAGUAAUCUACAAAAUGAUAUGGAAGAUCCUGACAUCAAUAGCUGCCCGCCUAAUUAUGAAAUGGCUUGUGAAGAACCUGUGAUAGAGGAAUCACCUAAUAGAAAUGAAUCACAUGAAGAUGAAGAUACCCUUGAUAGAGCUGUUUGUGUUUCUAAUAAUAACAAUAUCCUCUCCUUUGACACAAACUUAUUUACAAAAGAGGAAAACACUGAACUACGUAAUGAGAAAAUUACUAUUGAGCCUCAAGAUAGUCCACCAUCACAUUCAACAAAUGCUAUUUGUGAAACUGUGGCAAAUGUGAAGAGAAACAACACCCAACUUUCAUUAAAUCUGGAAGUUGCUGAGGAGACAAGCUUUAUUUUAGAAGAUAAAAAUGUUCCUAGCUCGCCUUCAGAUAGCUUAAAAUCUGACUCUUUAUCAUCUGAGUGUACAUCAAAACAAAUUGAAAACUCCUCGCCUAUUGAAUCCGAUUUUAUUAACUGCAAUAAUAUUUUGGAUGUGAAACCUGAAUCUUUGAAAGAUAUAAAGAGCCUUAUGGAACCUGAGACCAAAACCUUUUCUAGGAAAGGUGAUAUGAUCGCUUCUGAUUUAUCUGGUGAAAAGAUUUCAGGUUCUGAGAAAGUGAACCUUAAAAAGGAGGUUUUGUCAUCUAUUAGUGAGACUCUACCAUACUCAGUUCCGAAAACAGUUCCUCAGCGAAAGAUGUCUGAUGCCAAUAAGGAAUUGCCUGGGGAUGAUAAUAAUCAGCCCCAAAUUGUUUGGAGAAGAAAGGAGAGGAAUUCAGUCACGGCAGAUAAAAAACCUUGUAAUAUAAAUCACGCAUCCGACAAGGUUAAGAAGAAGACAUUAAAAAAGACCAGAAAAUUUGUAAUUGAUGGAGUAGUAGUAACUACUACUACCAGCAAAGUAAUAUAUGGUGAUGAAGAUAAACAGCCCAAAGAGGAUCACAUAUUGAGAAAACUCCAAUUAAGGGAAUUAAAAAUGCUACAAAAACAUGAAACUAAGCAAUUUCAAGAUCUGAGUUUAAAAGCUCAGGGUGCUCGAGAAAGUGCUGAAAAAAGAUUUGAUCAAGAAAUGUCUGCUUUGAUUCGCAACUAUGAAGCAGAUCUUGAAGCUUUGACAAGGCAACAAAAACAACAACUAGAAAGAUUUGAACAACAACAGGAUUUGGAUUUAAAAACUGCUUCUAAGAGAGUUAAAAUUGAACAGGAAAGGGAACUAAGAACAUUUAGAGAAAGUUUAAAGCAUGAACUGAAGCUGUUGAAACAUGAAAUUGAUUUAUUGCCUAAGGAGAAACGGAAAGAUGCUUACAAAGAGAGGAAGGAUAAACUAGAUAUAGAACAUCUUGAUAAGGAGGAAUCCUUUUUAAAGAAACUUAGUAUUAAUCAUGAACUUUCAAUGAAAAGACUAACAGAUAGCUAUUCAGCGAAAAUUGCACUGUUGGAGCGUCAGUUUCUGGAGCAAAAGCAACAAUUGCUUAGAACCCGAGAAGCUGCAAUUUGGGAAAUGGAAGAACGGCAUUUACAAGAAAAGCAUCAGCUGUCAAAACGUCAACUAAAAGAUAUAUUUUUCCUUCAACGUCAUCAAAUGUUAGUCAGACAUGAAAAGGAAUUGGAACAAGUGAAGAGAAUGAAUUCUUGUAAAGAAGAAGAAUUGUUGAAAUGGCAAGCCAUUGAGAGGAGACAACUUCCAAAGCGUAUCCGAGCUGAAAUGAAGACUAGAGAACUGAUGUUUAGAGAAAGUUUGAGAAUAAGUGUGGUAAAUUUUACUGAAUCUUCAGAAGAGGAGAAAGAAAAAAUCAAAAAAUUUCAGGAUGGAGAAAAGAAACGGUACAAGGCAGAACAAGCUCGUUUUGAACAAAAGCAGAAGCGACAGUUGGAAGAGUUACGACUUUCUGCUGAAACAACACUUAAAGAAUUAGNAAUUUUAUUAUUAUUUGGCUACGCACCCUGUCUCUGA